AUAAACGGUGCGCGCAUACAAAAUUACUUCCGCGACAAAAUGGCAUCCGAAUUUACUGAAAAAAGUGUCAAAGAGUUUUUAAUAGCCAAUGGAGGACGAGUCAAAAAUACAGACCUAGUCUCAUAUUUCAAAAGAUUUUUAAAUGAUCCUGCAAGGAAAGAUGAAAUGAGGGAAAAGUUUAAGAACUAUGUCAAUACAUUGGCAACUAUUAAAAUGGAUGAUAAUAAAGAGAAAAUAUUGAUGCUAAAGAAGAAAUACCGUGAAGAUUCAGGCGGAGGCAAGUGGGAUGCACGAGCCCAGUCCGAGCCUCCAUCUGCUCCCACAAUGCCAGAAGAUCGGACAGAUGGAGUUGCUGCCUCCAGAGUGAAGAGUGACGGUAAUCUAUCAGCCUCAGAUGUACGUCUCUCGUCAUCUACAUUGGCAUCUACAAACGAUACAGCAAGUCUGGGAUCUGGCCUUUCCUCAUCUUCUUCAAGAUCAUUGUCAUCUGUUGGGCAAGAAGAGGACAGUAAUGCCUCUGUGUUAAGUGUGAAGGAGAGAGCUAAACACUUGAACAGGAUCGAAUCCGAGUCAGAAAUACAGAAGGUUUCCUCAUCAAACCUCGGGGCUGUCCGGAAAAAAGACCAUAGAAAGGUGCGAGAUCCAGAUGGCGAUGAUUCAAGUUCAGACAGUUAUUCACCUCUUAGUGCCUUGGAGAAGGACUGGCUAGUGAAAUGUUCCGCCUCAGAAUAUCAUCUGAUGAAUGAAUUACUCUCCAAAAAUCCACACCUUGCCUCAGUUAAAGAAUUCACUUCGACUGCAUUACACUGGGCAGCAAAGAAAGGAAAACCUGAAGUAAUAAAAAUGUUGCUGAGUAAGCCAGGUGUUUAUGUAAACCAAAGAACAGUGAAAUUGACAUCUUCAUCACAUACAAGUAGAGACCAGAUAGAAUCACUGUCUCUAUUUAUGUAG
Molecule: messenger RNA, 951 nt
Organism: Mercenaria mercenaria
Lineage: Eukaryota; Metazoa; Mollusca; Bivalvia; Venerida; Veneridae
Exons: 9
Coding region: 40-951 (303 amino acids)
Molecular function (GO): protein binding
Source: RefSeq, a predicted model, not a curated record